AUGACUGGUGAUCUAAUUAUCAAUCUACGUAGUACAAAAACAGGUGAUACAAAUAAUUUUGAUGAUGAUCAAACGAUAACAACAAUUUUGGAUGAUAAUCAAAAUCAAGUUAAACCAUCUUCAUCAUCAGUGAAAUCAAAAGCACGACAAUUAAUCACGGAUGGUGAUGAUGAUGAUGAUAAUUGUAAAAUCAUUUCAAAUGAUACAGAUCAUGAUGAUUGUCUUGAUUGUAUACGUUCAAAUUUGGAACAAAAUUUACAACAUGCAAAAGAGACUGAUAUCAAUAAUGAUGAUGAAUCAAUAACAAAUACUGGACCAACAAAUGUAGAAUUGACCAAAACUACUAAUAAUAAUAAUAAUACAUUCAAAUCAUCAUCAAAAAUAUCAAAUUCAUUAUCAUCAACAGCAACGACAUCAUCGGGAAAUGUAUCAUCUGGUAUUGUAUGCGAUGAUGGCGAUGACGAUGGUGGUGGUAGUAGAAAACAAUCUGUAAAACAUGAAUCACCAUCAUCACCAUCACAUUCAUCAAAACCACCAUCAUCGAAUUGUUCAAGUGAUUAUCAACAUUUUUCAUUUUUUGAUCAACAACAACAAAAAUCAGAUAAAAAACAAGAAAAUUGUUAUGAAAAUAUUGGCGAUUGUUUAUUCAAAUCACAGGAAUCAAAUCUUUAUAAUUUAAUUCCUGAUGAUGAUGAUGAUGACGAUGAUGAUAAUGAUGAUUAUUCUCGAUCAAUGGAUGAAUUAUCGAUUGAAAGUGAUAAUAGUAGCCUGUUAUAUUAUUCAUCACCAAUAAAAUUAAAUGGUCAACAACAACUACAACAACAACAGCAACAACAAGGAAUCGAUACACCGAGUGCAUCACGACUAGCAAGACGAUUAUAUAAUCUUGAAGGAUUUAAAAAAUCUGAUGUAGCCAGACAUUUAUCGAAGAAUAAUGAAUUUUGUCGUACAGUGGCAGAAGAAUAUCUGAAAUUAUUUAAUUUUACUAAUCAAGAAUUGGAUGUUGCAUUACGGAAUUUUUUCUCCUAUUUUCAUUUGAUUGGUGAAACACAAGAACGUGAACGUGUUUUAGUUUAUUUCUCUAAACGUUAUCAUGAAUGUAAUCCAGAUACCGAAUUUAAAAGUAUUGAUUCAAUACACACCUUGACAUGUGCAUUGAUGUUAUUGAAUACGGAUUUACAUGAAGAGAACAUUCAACGUAAAAUGACUUGUUCAAAUUUUAUACUCAAUUUAGCCGGUAUGAAUGAUGGUGAUGAUUAUCCAAGUAAUCUAUUGAAAUAUCUUUAUUAUUCGGUCAAGAAUAAUCCACUUGGUUGGAUUGAUGAUGAAGAUCAAAUUAUAACAAUGGGAGGAAAAUCUACAACAACAACAAUAAAAAAUCGUAAUAAUAAUAAUAAUGUAUUUGCUAAAAUAACAACAAUAUCGAAAUCGAUUAGUUCACCAUAUGCAACAUUACCUAGAAAAUUUAAUCAACAAUUAUCGUCAUCAUCAUCAAUGAUGACAACAACGGCAACAAUAACAGCCGCAUCAGCAUUAGCAACAAGUCCAUUUAUUGAACUACCAAAUCCAUUGGUUGCAAUUGAAUAUAAAAAAGGUUAUAUUCGUCGUAAAUGUUGUUAUGAUUCAAAUGGACAUAAAACUUCAAUCGGUAAACGUAACUGGAAAUUAUUCUAUGCAACAUUACGAGAUCUAGUUCUUUAUCUACAUAAAGAUGAAAAUGGAUUUCGUAAAUCACAAUUACAGGAAAGUUUUGCCAAUUCAAUAAGAAUACAUCAUUCAAUUGCAUCGAAAGCGGAUGAUUAUCCUAAGAAAAAAUUUGUAUUUCGUUUAAUCACAGCUGAUUAUGCGGAAUAUUUAUUUGAAACUAGUGAUUCAAAAGAAUUACAAUCAUGGAUCGAAACGAUCAAUACAACUGCAGCUAGUCUCUCGGCACCAACAUUACCAAUGGCAGUAAGUUCGGAUAGUCGAAAAUUUAAAACAACAAAAGAAAUAUUUCCUGUUAGCCAUACUAAAUUAUCAUUGCGUGAACAACUAAAAGAUCAAGAAAAUAAAUUAUUAUCAUUACAAAAAGAUUUGGAACAAUUGUUGGAAAAAUCAUGCCAAAAUUCUAAAUAUCGUAAAGGAUUUAUGGAGAAAGAAACCUAUCUACAACAUGAGAUAAAACGUUAUCGUGUAUAUGUUUCCUGUUUACGAAGAGAAUUGAAAAAAUUAUCCAUACAAUCGUCGAAUGAUUUACAACAACAACAACAACAACAACAGCAUAAUGAUGAUUCAUCCACACAUUCAUCACAAAAUCAUCAUCAACAGGCAACAGUUGUAAAUCAUCAAGAUGAUCACGGUUUUCAAUAUCAUUCAUCGGAUGAUUCGGAUAAUUCUUGAAAAAAAAUUGAUUAAAAAAAAAGAACACGAUCGGCUACUAUCUUGAAGAAGCAAAAAAAAAUUCUUACCGGCAUCUUACCUUAUUCUAUUCUAAUCUAUACUAUUUUUUGUGAUCUAUUUUUUUAUUUGUUAUUUUUCAUCAUUUUUCUCCCCACUAUCUCUCAUCAUCAUCAUCAUCAUCAUCAUCUACCCUCUCAAAAUAACGAAACCAGAAUUUGGAAACCAUAUAUAUAUACUACUUUUACUACCACUAAACGCGCGUACACAGGCAGCCAUAAACAUUAUUUUUUUCA
Messenger RNA from Dermatophagoides farinae (American house dust mite), 2672 nucleotides. NCBI's taxonomy places the organism in Eukaryota, Metazoa, Arthropoda, Arachnida, Sarcoptiformes, Pyroglyphidae. The record is from RefSeq and is a predicted model, not a curated record.